CAGGCAGGCAGGCAGCGCUGCAGCCGCCCCUCAGCCCGCUCUGCGGCUUCCCUUCGGUGCCUGAGCAUGGGGACCCCGCGAGUCCCCAUGCGGACGGCGCUGUUCCAGAGCGAGAGGAGUGGCCUGACCUACCGCGUGCCCGCGCUGCUGCCCGUGCCUCCCGGGCCCACCCUGCUGGCCUUCGCGGAACAGCGGCUCAGCCCUGAUGACGCGCACGCCCACCGCCUGGUGCAGAGGCGCGGCACGCUGGCAGGGGGCUCGGUGCGGUGGGGCGCCGCGCUGGUACUGGGCACUGCGGCCCUGGAGCAGCACCGGUCUAUGAACCCCUGUCCAGUGCACGACGCGCGCACCGGCACCGUCUUCCUCUUCUUCGUGGCCGUGCGAGGCCAAACCCCCGAGGCUGCGCAGAUCUCCACAGGCAGGAACGCGGCGCGCCUCUGCUGCGUGACUAGCCAGGACGCGGGGCGCACGUGGGGCCGAGUGCGGGACCUCACGGCGGAGGCGGUGGGCGGUGCUGAGCGAGACUGGGCCACGUUUGCUGUGGGCCCCGGCCACGGCAUCCAGCUGCCCUCGGGCCGCCUGCUGGUGCCGGCCUACACCUACCGCGUGGACCGGCGUGAGUGCUUUGGCAGGAUCUGCAGGACCAGCCCCCACGCCUUUGCCUUCUACAGCGACGACCACGGCCAGACCUGGUGCCACGGCGGCCUCGUGCCCAACCUGCGCUCGGGCGAGUGCCAGCUGGCUGUGGUGGACGGAGGGUGGGCUGGCAGCGUCCUCUACUGCAACGCCCGGAGCCCCCUGGGCAGCCGCGUGCAGGCCCUCAGCACGGAUGACGGCACCUCCUUCUUGCCGGGAGAGCUGGUGCGCGCCCUGCCCGAGACCGCUCGGGGCUGCCAGGGCAGCAUCCUGGGCUUCCCAGCCCCACCCCCCAGCGGUCCUGGCGACGAGGGGUGGCCAGAGGGCUCCAGGGUGACCUCCUUUCCUUUGAACCUCUAUGCUGGAGCCCAGGAGCCCCCCAAAGAGGGCUCCGGAGACACCCGAGGGGGUGGGGGGCUGGGCAGGACAGAGAAGUGUGGGCAUGGCCCAGGGGACCCUGGUCCCAGGGGGCCUCGUCCGGGGCCUGGGUUCCAUGGGGACAGGAGGGACUGGGCUCCCCAGCGCCCCAGCCCCCCUGCCACCUUGGCUCAGAGCCCCACGUGGCUGCUGUAUUCCCACCCGGCGGGGCGCAGGGCUCGGCUGCAUAUGGGUGUCCGUCUGAAUAGGUCCCCCCUGGACCCCCACAGCUGGACAGAGCCCUGGGUGAUCUACCAGGGCCCCAGUGGCUAUUCGGACCUGGCGUACAUCGGGCCGACCCCGGAGGGCGCCCUGACCUUCGCCUGUGUGUACGAGAGUGGAGUCAGGGUGUCCUACGAGGAGAUCUCCUUCUGCGUGUUCUCCCUGCGCCAGGUCCUGCAGAACGUGCCUGCAGGCCCCGGGCCGCGCGGCCCGGGGGGCAAGCCUCGGGCCCAGUGCUGGCCCUCCUGAGGAGCCCUCCCACUAGGCCUGGCCCGGGUGCCCAGAGGCCUGGAUAGAACUCUGGGGCACCCCACCCCCUGCCAGAGGCGCCUUCGCCCCUUGGCUUCUUCACGCAGCGUCUUGGGCGGGGGGGUGUUCGUGAAGGACCCCGUGCAAAGACACGGAGGCUCAGUUUUAAUACUUUCAGAUCAGCAGG
Molecule: messenger RNA, 1711 nt
Organism: Phyllostomus hastatus (greater spear-nosed bat)
Lineage: Eukaryota; Metazoa; Chordata; Mammalia; Chiroptera; Phyllostomidae
Gene: NEU4
Product: neuraminidase 4
Exons: 4
Coding region: 67-1524 (485 amino acids)
Biological process (GO): ganglioside catabolic process; oligosaccharide catabolic process
Cellular component (GO): cytoplasm; membrane; lysosome
Molecular function (GO): exo-alpha-sialidase activity
Source: RefSeq, a predicted model, not a curated record